Molecule: messenger RNA, 4989 nt
Organism: Mus musculus (house mouse)
Lineage: Eukaryota; Metazoa; Chordata; Mammalia; Rodentia; Muridae
Gene: Trim12a
Product: tripartite motif-containing 12A
Exons: 6
Coding region: 3700-4683 (327 amino acids)
Cellular component (GO): cytoplasm
Molecular function (GO): zinc ion binding
Source: RefSeq, a predicted model, not a curated record
AAGAAAGAAAAAAAGAAAGGAAGGAAGAAAUACAUUAAUCAAUGGAACUGAAUUGAAGAUGCAGACAUAUAUUCACGCACCUAUGGACACCUAAUAAAUGGAUCCAAUAUAAUCCUCAGCAUAAAACUAGAUAUACCUAACCUGAAAGAAGAGGAAAAUGGGGACUAGCAUUGAGUACAUUGACACUGGAGAUAAAUUUAUGAAUAGAAUAUGGAUAGUAUAGGCACUAAGAGCAACAGUUUAAUAAACAGGACCUCCCUCAUGAAACUAAAAACUUUCUGUUAGGCAGAGGGCACCACCAAUUGGACAAAAAAUGGGAAAAGAUUUUACUUACACCAUAUCUGAUAAAGGUUUAAUAAAGAACUCAAAAGAUUAGAUAUCAAAAACCCAAAUCCAAUUAACAAUAUAAUUAAAAGUAUAAUCCAAUUAAAGACAGGCACAGAUCUAAACAGAGAAUUCUCAAUAGAAAAAUCUCUAAAAGCUGAGAAACAGUUAAAGAAAUGUUCAACAUUCUUAGCCAUCACGAAAAAGCAAAUUAGAAAGACUUUGAGAUUCCAUCUUAUACCUGUCAGAAUAGUUAGAUCAAUAACAAAAGUGACAGCUAAUGUUGGUGAAGAUGUCAAGCAAGAGAAAAAUUCCCCUCAUUGAUGGUGUUGGUUUAAACUUAUACAACCACUAUGGAAAUCAAUAUGUCUGCUCCUCACAAAACUGGGAAUUGAUCUACCUCAAGGCCCAGCUAUACCACUCUUGGACAUGUACCCAAAGGAAGCUCCACCAUACCACAAGGACAUUUGCACAACUAUGUAUAGUGCAGCUUUAUUUAUAAUAACCAGACACUGGAAACAACCUAGUUGUCAUAAAGUGUGGCACAUUCAUACAAUCUGGUAUUACUUGCGUGUUUUAAAAAUGGCAUCAUGAAAUUUGCAGGCAGAUUGAUGCAGUUAGAAAAAAAGCCUUCCUGGGUGAGGUAACACAGACCUAGAAAGACAAAUACGGUGUAUAUUCACCUAUAUGUGGAUAUUGCCUGUUAAGUAAAUGAUAAUUGAACUAUAAUCCAGAGACCCAGAAAGGUUAGAUACAGAGGAGAGUUCUAGGAGGUAAGCAUGUAUAUCCCUGGGAAGGGGAAAUAAGAGAAUUUGCUGGUGGACAGGGGGCUGAUAGGGAUAGAAGUAGGACGGAUCAGGUUAGGGGAAAGGGAUGGAGGAAGAGAAUGCAGGGAGAGACAGUUGAAUCAGAGGGCAUUUGUGGGGUGAUGUGGAAACUUUCUGGAAUCUAUAAGGAUGACCCUAGUGAGGAUUCAGUAAUAGAGGAUACAGAGUCUGAACUGGCCAUCUUUUGUAGUCAGGCAAGGCUUCACCUGGUGGACUGGAUUUCAUUCAGUUGAGUUGUUGACCAGCAGGGUCCUGGGAGAUUCCCUAAAAAGCCCAAGCUGAUGCUAGGACAGAGGGUGGUUUUCCACGAAGAGACAUCACAGGCCCCAUUGCCAAAGACAACAUCCACACAGCUCACUGAAAGUAGAGUAGUCCCCACCACCACCCUUGGCAGUGAGCAAAGAGACACCUUGUUGGUGGUGUUGGUUCUUACAUCAGUCAGGGGCAGAGCAGAUGGCAGUCAUUUAUUUGUUCAUACUACUAGCUUGAUACCUGGCUUGGUGGCCAAAGUGGUUUUAAACCUGUCACAUAAAAUAAUCAAAUCAAAUCAAAUCCAGGCAGUGCAGCAUGAGAGGAGGAAGACAUAGACUUGUGCUUCCCCAUGCCACAAGUCCAAACACCUACACUUCUCCCCAAAGUACAGGUGGGCCAUAGGCACACAGAGUCCCACCUACCACCACUCAAUGGAGUAGUAGAAAAGGAAGACAGAGACCUAUGGACCACUGGGCCACCCACAGACCUGCUUUUCAGUGCAUGGCACAUGUGUGCUGUAGACACCCACUUGCCACCACACUUGCUCUCCCACUGUGGUCAGACAAGGCAGCCCAGCACAUAGAACAACAGCUUUUAGAUAGCCCCCAUUCCAGUUGUUCAGGACCCACAUGAAGGUCAAGUUGCACAUCUGCUACAUAUGAGCGAGGAGGCAUAGGUCCCAGCCAGUGUAUAUUCUUUAGUUGGUGGUUCAGACUCAGCCCAAGGAUCCAGGUUAGUUGACUCUGUUGGUCUUCCUCUGGAGUUCCUAUCCUCUUCAGGGCUGGCAUUCCUUCCUUCUAUUCUUCCAUAAGAGUCCCCUAGCUCCAUCCACUGUUUGGCUGUGGGUGUCUGUACCUAUCUGGGUCAGCUACUGGGUUGAGCCUCUCAGUAAACAUCAUGCUCCUGUUGUUAUUAAUAUUCUUUGUUCUGUGGAUAUUGUGUUUUGAUUAUUAUGUGCCAGGAGGAUUUUGUUUUCUGCUCCAAUCUAAUUGGUAUUCUGUAAGCUUCUUGUAUGUUUAUAGGCAUCUCUUUCUUUAGGUUUGGAAAGUUUUCUUCUAUGAUUUUGUUGAGAGAGUUCUUUCUGGGCCUUGGAGCUGGAACUCUCUUGCUAUUAUUCUUAGUUUGGGUCUUUUCAUGGUUUCCCAGAUUUCCUGGAUGUUUUAUGUCAGGAAUGUUUUAGCUUUAACAAUUUCUUUGACUGAGGUAUCAAUUUCUUCUCUUGUAUCUUCUACAUCUGAGUUUCUUUCUUCCAUCACCUGUAUUCUGUUGGUGAUGCUUGCAUCUGUUGUUACUGUUCUCUUUCCCAGGUUUGCCAUUUUAAGGAUUUCCUCAGUUUUUAUUUUCUUUAUUGCUUCCAUUUCGACUUUCAGGUCUUGCACAGUUGUAUUUAUUUCCUUCACCUGUUUAAUUGUAUUUUCCUGUAUGUCUUUAAGAGAUUUAUUUGUUUCCUUUUAAAAGACCUCUAUAUGGCUGGGAAAUGGUGGUGCAUGGCUUUAAACCCAGCACUUCGGAGGCAGAGGCAGGAGGAUUUCUAAGUUUGAAGUCUACAGAGUGAGUUCCAUUACAGGCAGGGCUAUCCAGAGAAACCCUGUAUCAAAAAACAAAACAAAAUAAAACAAACAAACAAACAAACAAACGAAAAACCACCUCUGAUUGUAUGUUCCUGUAUUUCUUUAAGGAAUUUAUCCAUUUCCUCUUUAAAGGCCUCUAUCAUCUUUAUAAGAUUCAAUUUAGAUUCAUUUUCUUCUGUUUCAAUUGUGUUAGGAUAUCCAGGGUCUUCUGCAGUGGGUGCGCUGUGCUUUGGAGGUAUCAUAUUGCCCUAGCUCUUAUUGUGUUCUUUCAAGGGCCUUUAGCCAUCUGGAUGGUUUUGGUCCCUGGGUGUUCUUCUUGUAGUAGGUACUGGGAGCAGGGAUCAACCUCAUUGGUCCUGGUGUGGCAUGACACUGGUGGAUAUACUUGGUUCAUAUGGUUGCAGACCUGAAGUUUUUUAUAGCUCAGGAGUAUCAAGUCCAAUGUAGGUGGGCUGAGAGUGGGUAGGAGAAUGGAGAUCUCCCUGGGCUAACAGGCUGCUUAGGGCAGCUUGGCUUGGCCCAGAAGCCUCAAGAGAACAGGGAAGAUGAGUGGGGGAAGGGAAGCUUACCUGUAUGGUUCGGUAAUCUCAUGGAGGUGGAGAAGAAGCCAGAAAAUGGACUGAUGUUCCAUUUCUUACUUGCCCCCGUUUCACCAUCCCAAUAACAUAGGCACCUGAGCAGAAGUGCGAGGAGUCAGGACAGUCAUACACAGGAUCACAGCAACUAUGGCUUCACAAUUCAUGAAGAAUUUAAAGGAGGAGGUGACCUGUCCUGUCUGUCUGAACCUGAUGGUGAAACCUGUGAGUGCAGAUUGUGGUCACACCUUCUGCCAAGGCUGCAUCACGUUGUACUUUGAAUCCAUCAAAUGCGAUAAGAAAGUGUUCAUUUGCCCUGUGUGCCGAAUUAGUUACCAGUUUAGCAAUCUGAGGCCUAAUCGAAAUGUGGCCAACAUAGUAGAGAGGCUCAAAAUGUUCAAGCCCAGCCCAGAAGAGGAGCAGAAAGUGUUUAACUGUGCAAGACAUGGAAAGAAACUCCAGCUCUUCUGUAGGAAGGACAUGAUGGCCAUCUGCUGGCUUUGUGAGCGAUCUCAGGAGCACCGUGGUCACAAAACAGCUCUCAUUGAAGAGGUGGCCCAGGAGUACAAGAAUCAAAUACAGAAAGAUGUGCAGAAUGUUCGGUCAGAGUUUAAACGAAUGAGGGAUAUCAUGGACUCUGAGGAGAAGAAGGAAUUGCAGAAGCUGAGGCAAGAGAAGGAAGACAUUCUCAACAACCUGGCAGAGUCUGAAAGUGAGCAUGCUCAGCAGAGCAAGUUGCUAGAAGACUUCAUCUCAGAUGUGGAACAUCAGUUACAGUGCUCAGACAUAGAAAUACUGCAGGGUGUGGAGAACAUCAUAGAACGGAGUCAUACUUUUUCGAUGAAGAAGCCCAAAGCCAUCGCCAGGGAACAAAGAAAGUUCCGAGCCCCUGACCUGCAAGGCAUGCUGCAAGUGCUGCAAGGUCACAGAGGCUCAUCGCUACUAGGGGUCUUCCUCCCUCCGCCAUGGACAAAUUUUCGCACACAUCUUUGGACCCUCACCUCUGGCCAGGAAGGGGAGAUCUUUCAUCCAGGCAGAAGUGGUGAAGAAAAGCCAGGGACUGGUUUUAACCAGCCAAACCAACCAGCAGCCCCUCCCUUUCUGUUCUGGCUGGGGGUGUGGGGGAGAAACUGAAACUCCAAACCAGCAGAUACAGGAAAGAGGAGGAAACUUUUGAGUCCUAAGUACUGGCAAAACUCUAGGCCACCAAUAGAUGGCAAUGCAGGGACUCUGGUCAUCCAAGGCUAGAGGAGAAGUUUUCAGCGGCCAGGAAGAGCUUUUUGGUGGCCAUAGCUAAGGGCUGUCACUUACAUCAGGUGGGUAAAGACCAUGUUAAGGGAAGAUUCCACUCAGCAAGAAGGCAGCCACAAACUCAAAAGAAACACGAGAAACUUUUAUUAAUGUGUGACCCGAAAAUAAAACAAAUGGCCCAGCAAGCUA